This is a messenger RNA of Pygoscelis adeliae (Adelie penguin), 1129 nucleotides long. RefSeq names its product triple QxxK/R motif containing (gene TRIQK). The record is from RefSeq and is a predicted model, not a curated record. Lineage: Eukaryota; Metazoa; Chordata; Aves; Sphenisciformes; Spheniscidae. The transcript has 5 exons. Gene Ontology annotation, cellular component: endoplasmic reticulum membrane. The coding region runs from base 418 to 678 and encodes 86 amino acids.
GCUCAGAAAAUCCUGGACAGAAAAUGGGAGCCACGGCAUUUCUAAAUGUGAAGCGUUAGCAGGGAUUUCUGCCAGCCUACUUGUGUGGCUCUCAGACUGCUCUGCCUUACGUCAGCCUACAUAGUUACGAAGACAGAGCGUAGUACCAGAAAGCCCCUUUAAAAGAUCUUGUGGUGUAACGGGACUGUAUGUACGGCACAUGCAUUCACACGCAGUAAUUCAAUUACAUGUUAUAGAGGGCUCAAGUUCUUUCCUGCUGGGGACCAGGCUCAUUCCUAAAGAGCUAAUCAGAAUGGAAGGAUGCAAGCAACUGAGUUCCUGAAUUCAAUUACUGCAUCACAUUGAAUGAACAGGAUUUUUCCAUACAUCUUUCCUUAAAAACAGACUUUAGCAAAAGUGAUUUUUGGAUUGAAAACGAUGGGUAGAAAAGAUGCCUCUACAGCAAGGACUCCUGUUGACCAGUACAGGAAACAAAUAGGAAAACAAGAUUAUAAGAAAACCAGGCCUAUGUUAAGAGCUACAAGAUUAAAAGCAGAGGCCAAGAAAACUGCACUAGGCGUAAAGGAAGUUGCCCUUGUCCUUGCAGCUAUACUGGUAUUUUUGUUGGCUUUCUAUGCUUUCUUUUAUCUUAACAUUUCCACUGAAGUUGACCUUGAUCUGGAUCCAGAUGAAAACUAGCAGAUGCAAUGAAUCUAUCAUCAAGAUUUCUUCAGCUUGAACAAGACUACGUAGGAACACACAGUCCCUUCACUGUGAGACAGUAAAUGAUGCCAUUUCUUGCAGUCCAAAUUCAUAAGCAAGUUUUGCAAUAUGUCAGUCACUUUUACAUUCCAGAUCUCCAAAAUAAGAGGACACUCAUGCCCGGCAAGUGUAUUUGGUUAACACCAAAGCCAGGAGCAGCAGUACAAUACAUGAAGUUUAUUGUUUACAUUAUUUUUUUCUCAGGCAGAGAACUUUGAUGUCAAAAGACAGGUGCUAUUGUUAUCGUGGAUAUUGAUGCUGACUUCACAGGAGGAGAGUCUGCCUUGACUAAAUUUAGGAAUCAAAGCUUCCUAAUAGCCAAAUUAGGUUCCUUUUCCUUUCCCAAAAGAAAGCAGAAAUGCCAAAUAAAAAGUCUUUUCUUGGUUUG